AUGGUGGAGGAGGUCUUCUCGUUAGAACGCGGCGUUGCUCGAUCUGCACGCGCAUGCAUAAAUCGACAAAUCGCGGACCGUUACCAGCUGCGGGUGGAGCCACGAGUUUCCGUUCGGCAUUGCUACCGGGAGGCUACCGAACGGCCGCGGUUGGAAAUCCUGGAAAUUUGCUUUCUGCUGCUCGUUUUGGGGCUGAUAUUGGUCAAAAUACCGGCCACCAGGUACGAUAUGCGGCUGAACAGCCAUAGAGGCUAUCCACCCGGUUUCUACCAUCAACCUCCUGCGGGGUCCAAGCUCGGUCAGCAGCUUCUGGUGACCUUUUCCUUUCCCCGGAACAUCCAGCAGCUGAAGGAUCCCGUCAGUAGUCGAAGUCGCAGGGAUUUGCAGUUUCUGGAAGCUUUUAGAGUUAUCCAGAUGAUUCGGGUUGUUAUUGUUCACGUAGUACUGGCCCUAGCGAAAGUACCUCAGGCUAAUACGGCGUUUGUGGAGUCUAUGCAGUACCACCCCUUGAUGGUAAUCUACAUAGCUGAGUUCCAGAACUAUAUCCAAACGUUUUUAUCGAUAUCCGGAAUGCUAUUGGUGGUCAAUUUUGCGGAGCAGCCACAGAAAACGGCUCGGUGGAAAACAUUUUUAAAGCUGUUGAUGGUCAGAUUAGCCCGUUUGGUACCGGUCUAUUGGUUUGUGAUGCUUCUGGAGACAUCUGUGGUUCGCAGGUUUAUGGUAGGACCCAUAGGACAUCAGUUCGUGGGAGAAGGAUUUCAAAAUUGUCGUCGAUGGUGGUGGGCCAAUUUGCUGUUUAUCAACAACUUCACCAGUAAAAAGGAUACGUGUCUCCUUCCGACGUGGUAUUUAGCCACAGAAAUCCAACUCUUCGUUAUCGGACUGGCAGCAGUGAUGCUAAUUUGGAAGUUUCCUCGGCUGAGAGUACUAUUCUUCGCAAUAAUGUUCACCUAUGCCGGUUUGUUUCCAACUCUAGCUAGCUAUUUGAGUCGUCUGCCUCCAGCGAUGACUACCGAUCUCAAAACGAGUGCCAACUUACUGAGAGCUCAUCCGUACCAGAUGGCGCUCUACUUUCCCUUCCAUCAGAACAUCGGAGCAUAUACAUUCGGAAUGUUUGCUGGAUUUAUCUAUCUUCGCUAUCGAGACUCUAAGAGAAGUCUGCUUCACUCGAAUAGCUUCAAGUAUCUCUUCAAAUUGGCAACUCUGCUGUACCUAGUUUGCAUUUUGUCCGUCUAUUGGAUGGUCAUUUAUAGAACAAAACUCCACCGACUAGUUUUGGCUAUUUAUUCAACAGUAUUUAAGCAGUCGUGGGCCAUCGAAACAACGUUCCUACAGCUAUUUUUAGCUCUUAGCUCCUCGAAUUACUGGUGGAAACGAGCGUUGAGCCACCCUAUUUUCGGAGUCGGGGGAAAACUGUGCUACUGCAUAUUUCUCAUCCAUUUCAUCGUGAUCGAGAUGGUUUUCGGGCAGGCACCGGAACCGGUUGUUACAUCGAUAAGAUCUGGUAUAAGUUUCGGAACUCAAGUCUUCAUGUGGAGCCUCUCUUUGGGGGCACUUCUCGCGAUAUACGUAGAACAACCGGCCGCAAAUCUUCUGAAGCUCGCUCUAGGCACUCGAAAACAAGAUUCAGAAACAUCGCCAGCCCUCGAAAACAACAAAUCACUACUUAAACGGCCGGAUGACGAUGAGGAUGAUGAUGAUGAUGGUCCUGGUCCAACUGAACGAUCCAACCACCUGUCUGGCUUUACACCGGAACCGGAAACGUUGCCCAGUUCCCAAGCGCUCGCCAUUGUUCCUACUAGAGUGUAUAAGCGGAAGAAGUGCCCAGAUCCAUCGAUUGUUACCCCUCUUACUUCUGUCCACCUGCCUGAUAUGGCGACGUCGACUUCGACGGCGUCGUCGCUGACGAUUGUUCAAAUAUUGAUUUUGCUACUAGGUAGAGAAAUACCCACUACUUCGAGUGUAGAUGCUAAUGAGCGAUAA
This is a messenger RNA of Uranotaenia lowii, 1983 nucleotides long. Its product is annotated as O-acyltransferase like protein-like. The record is from RefSeq and is a predicted model, not a curated record. Lineage: Eukaryota; Metazoa; Arthropoda; Insecta; Diptera; Culicidae. The transcript has 7 exons. Gene Ontology annotation, molecular function: acyltransferase activity, transferring groups other than amino-acyl groups. The coding region runs from base 1 to 1983 and encodes 660 amino acids.